AAAAAAGGGGAUAAGAACAAGACUUACUACGGAACAGGAUGGUGUACUAUUUCACAUCAAAGGUGGUGGAACCCUCCGCCUUCAUCUAUGUUGGGAAAGACAAGUUUGAGAACGAGGAUCUCAUAAAAUUCGGGUUGGAAAAGGACGUCUGGUUCCACGUCGAUAACUUGUCAAGUGCGCACGUCUAUUUACGCCUUCGUGACGGGGAAACAUGGGACAAAAUCCCCGAGCAACUUUUGGAGGAUUGCGCGCAACUUACGAAAGCAAAUUCAAUUGAAGGAAACAAAAAGGACAACAUUACAAUAAUCUACACGCCGUGGUCAAACCUUAUGAAGGACGGGUCCAUGGCUUCUGGUCAGGUCUCAUUUCACAAUCCCAAGAUGGUCCGCAAAGUCUUCGUGCGAGAACGAGAGAACCCAAUUGUCAAUCGACUCAACAAAACUCGCGUUGAGAAAUUCCCUGAUCUCAAGACAGAGAAAGAAGAAUACCUGAAGAUGAAACAAAGAGCCGAGAGAAAAGUGAGAGACGAACAGCGGGCAAGAGAAAAGCAGGAAAAGAGAGAAAGAGAGCAACUGAAAUGGCAGAAAGAUCAUGCUUAUGACGACAUGAUGACCGAGGAGAAUAUGCAGGCGAGCAGCAACCAAGAUCGAGACCCGGACUUCCUCGAUGAUUUUAUGUGAUCAAGAAUUGCACGGGAUUCAUGGAGAUUUAUGCCAUUAACAAAGCAAUAACCUGGCCAUUUUGCGUCAGGAACAGCAUCCUGUAGAAAGAAAGAGUUAUACCUGAGAGCUAUUUCUCCGGCGAGAUAUUUCAAUUGCGCCUGGUAUAGCGCAAUAAUAGACAUAUAGCUUGUGAUAUCGAAACGAAUGAGCUAUACUAGUCUCAUCAAGGCAGGC
Molecule: messenger RNA, 896 nt
Organism: Aspergillus wentii DTO 134E9
Lineage: Eukaryota; Fungi; Ascomycota; Eurotiomycetes; Eurotiales; Aspergillaceae
Product: putative DUF814 domain protein
Exons: 4
Coding region: 39-680 (213 amino acids)
Source: RefSeq, a predicted model, not a curated record